ACCGCCCACUCGGAGCUAGAGGGGCUAGAGAGCGAGCUGCAGGCAGCAACUUAGCGGAGACCAGCCCGGCUGGGCGAGCGUACGGCCAUGGCCCCGUGGCUGCAGCUCUGCUCCUUCUUCUUCACUGUCAACGCCUGCCUCAACGGCUCGCAGCUGGCAGUGGCCGCGGGCGGCUCGGGCCGCGCGAGAGGCGCGGACACCUGUGGCUGGAGGGGAGUGGGGCCGGCCAGCAGAAACAGCGGGCUGUACAAUAUCACCUUCAGAUAUGACAACUGUACCACCUACUUGAGUCCCGUAGGGAAGCACAUGAUUGCCGAUGCUCAGAACAUCACCAUCAGCCAGUAUGCUUGCAAUGACCAAGUGGCAGUCACCAUUCUUUGGUCCCCAGGGGCCCUUGGCAUUGAAUUCCUUAAAGGAUUCCGAGUAAUCCUGGAGGAGCUGAGAUCUGAAGGAAGACAGUGCCAACAACUGAUUCUGAAGGACCCAAAACAACUCAACAGCAGCUUCAAAAGAACUGGAAUGGAAUCUCAGCCUUUCCUGAAUAUGAAAUUUGAAACGGAUUACUUUGUAAAGAUUGUCCCUUUCCCUUCCAUUAAAAACGAAAGCGAUUACCAUCCCUUCUUCUUCAGGACACGAGCCUGUGACCUCUUGUUACAACCUGAUAACUUGGCCUGUAAGCCCUUCUGGAAGCCUCGGAACCUGAAUAUCACCCAGUACGGUUCCGACAUGCAAGUCUCCUUCCACCACGCACCGCAGAACUUCGGCUUCCGUGGCUUCCAUGUUCACUAUAAACUCAAGCACGAAGGCCCCUUCAGACGGAGGACUUGCAGGCAGGACCAGAAUGCAGAGACCACCAGCUGCCUCCUUCAAAAUGUUUCUCCAGGGGAUUAUGUCAUUGAGCUGGUGGACGACAGCAACACCACCAGGAAGGCUGCUCAGUAUGUGGUGAAGCCAGUGCAGUCUCCCUGGGCUGGACCCAUCAGAGCUGUGGCCAUCACUGUGCCUCUGGUUGUCAUAUCCGCAUUCGCAACACUCUUCACUGUGAUGUGCAGAAAGAAGCAACAAGAAAAUAUAUAUUCACAUUUAGAUGAAGAAAGCCCUGAGUCCUCCACAUACGCUGCGGUUCUCCCCAGAGACAGGCUCCGGCCUCGGCCCAAGGUCUUCCUCUGCUACUCCAGUAAAGACGGCCAGAAUCACAUGAAUGUGGUCCAGUGUUUCGCCUACUUCCUACAGGAUUUCUGUGGCUGUGAGGUGGCUCUGGACCUGUGGGAAGAUUUCAGCCACUGCAUAGAGGGCCAGAGAGAAUGGGUCAUUCAGAAGAUCCAUGAGUCCCAGUUCAUCAUUGUCGUGUGCUCCAAAGGCAUGAAGUACUUUGUAGAUAAGAAGAGCUACAGACACAAAGGAGGCAGUCGUAGCAGCACGGGGCAAGGAGAGCUCUUCCUAGUGGCCGUGGCAGCCAUUGCUGAGAAGCUCCGUCAGGCCAAGCAGAGCUCAUCUGCGGCACUGAGCAAGUUCAUCGCCGUCUACUUUGAUUAUUCCUGUGAAGGGGAUGUCCCCUGUACCCUGGACCUGAGCACCAAAUACAAGCUCAUGGACAACCUUCCUGAGCUCUGUUCCCAUCUGCACUCAGGAGGACAGGAGGAGCUGGGCCAGCACCCAGGACACAGCAGCAGAAGGAACUACUUUCGGAGCAAAGCUGGCCGCUCCCUGUAUGUUGCCAUUUGUAACAUGCACCAGUUUAUUGAUGAAGAACCUGACUGGUUCGAGAAGCAGUUUAUACCCUUCCACCCUCCCCCUGUGCGCUACCAGGAGCCAGUCCUGGAGAAGUUUGACUCAGGUUUGGUUUUAAAUGAUGUCAUAAGCAAACCAGGGCCAGAGAGUGACUUCUGCCUAAAAGUUGAGGCUUCUAUACUUGGGGCCACUGGGCCAGCUGACUCUUACUCAUACCUGGAGAAUCAGCAUGCAGGCCUGGACCAAGACACUGAGGCCCAGCCCGCCUGUGAUGGUGGCCCUGCCUUGCAGCCCCUGUUGCAUGCAGUGAAAGCUGGCAGUCCUUCAGAUAUGCCACGGGACUCGGGCAUAUACGACUCCUCUGUGCCCUCAUCAGAGCUGUCUCUGCCUCUGAUGGAAGGACUCUCCCCUGAUCAGAUAGAAACGUCUUCCCUGACGGAGAGCGUCUCUUCCUCCUCUGGCCUAGGUGAGGAGGAUCCCCCUACCCUCCCUUCCAAGCUCCUUGCCUCUGGGGUGUCCAAAGGAGAACAUGGUUUCCACAGCUACACUGAUGAACUCCAAGCGGCUGCCCCUUUGUAAGAGCACGGAAGAACGUAAACGUCGUCACUUUAGCUGCCGUUCUCGCUGGUUCCCCAGCUCCUCUGGUCGUACAGCCUGCUUGGAGCUGAGGAGGGCUCGCACGAGGAUAUCUGGAAUGAAAUUCUGGCUAGCACUCAACCCGUUCUGCUCCAGCCUUCUAACAGAUACUUAGCGAGGUCUCCCGUUUCCCAGAAGCAUAUGGAACCCUGAAAAGGCAUGUCCAUUAGAUCUGACCACAGCUGUCCGCGUGAGGCCGGUCCUUGGAUCGGAGCCUAUUCUGAGGGGUAGAGCGGAAACAGGUAAAGAGAAACAGGACAGCACCCGCACAGCCUGCUCUGGCUUCUCUUGAACUCUGCAAACUCUAACUUGGCUACUUAAACUCAAAACAAUUUAUGGAAAAGCCCUCUUGACACUGUUACAUCUACCCGUGUCAAGUACCGUCGGGACCCGGGCUGUGCUGCAAGUGAUGUUUCUGUCCAUUUUGACGUGGAACUUACACUGUCCUGAGUGUUAAGGGAACUUUGAGUCCAAGGUCCAGACAAUGACUGAACGUCCAUCCAGUCACUUUUUGUGAAACAACUCCCUCUGUUACUGGGAAACAUGGCCGACCAGGACGGAAUCCUGUGGGUCCUGUGGAGCAGGCUGACCAUCUUGACUGUUCUACGUGAAAUGGGUUGAUGAGUAUGUCAGAACCUGGGCGUUUUCCCUGCGUUGAAGUAGCCGUCACGUGGGAGCCCCAGCCGUCUGUUUCGUUUCCCUGGGAUGCAUUUACUGCUUUACCGUAGCUCGGGUGGUGAUGGCUGGAAAUGGAGGCCUGGUGUCCAUUACCCAGCCGGGCAGCAACACUAUUGGAAUUUGUGGCUGGUGCUGUGUCUUGAGUGUUAGAGAGGUCAGAAUCCACUAAUACACGACAGGGCGCGGGAGACGGUGGCCAGUUAAUCUGCUGGUUUUGACAAGUGACAAACCUCCUUUGCAGAAGGCUGAAAGGAGGAGAUUUGUUACAAAAGUAAAUGCUCUAUUUUUUAUGAAUGAACCUUGUACAGACAUUCUGUUCCCAAAGGUAAAGCAUCUCUUCAUGUCCCGCAUGUUAAUGAGAUGUAUAUGAUGAUGUGUCCGUCCCCUCUACGGAAACCCUCGUCCCUCGCCCCGGCGCGCUUGGCGUGUGCAUCCUUCUCCACUGUUAUCAUGGCUGCUGCUGGGUUUUGGCAGCCUG
Messenger RNA from Rattus rattus (black rat), 3523 nucleotides. RefSeq names its product interleukin 17 receptor D (gene Il17rd). Lineage: Eukaryota; Metazoa; Chordata; Mammalia; Rodentia; Muridae. Gene Ontology annotation, molecular function: interleukin-17 receptor activity. The coding region runs from base 88 to 2310 and encodes 740 amino acids. The transcript is spliced from 13 exons. The record is from RefSeq and is a predicted model, not a curated record.